Molecule: messenger RNA, 5491 nt
Organism: Pipistrellus kuhlii (Kuhl's pipistrelle)
Lineage: Eukaryota; Metazoa; Chordata; Mammalia; Chiroptera; Vespertilionidae
Gene: IL6ST
Product: interleukin 6 cytokine family signal transducer
Exons: 17
Coding region: 200-2818 (872 amino acids)
Biological process (GO): cytokine-mediated signaling pathway
Cellular component (GO): signaling receptor complex; external side of plasma membrane; membrane
Molecular function (GO): cytokine receptor activity; cytokine binding
Source: RefSeq, a predicted model, not a curated record
GGCGGGGCGGGGCCCUGGGGACGGGGCCGCCGCGGGGAGGCGCCGGGCCUGCGGAGGACGAGGCCGGACGGACGCUGAGCGAGGGGACGCGGCGCGGCGAGGAGAGGCCGGCGCCCUGCGAGGCCGGGCCGGCGCCGCGGGACGAGCCGCGGAGCCCGGAGCCCGGAGCCCGGAGCGGCGCGCGAGACUCGCCCGCACCAUGUCGGCCCCGUGGACGCGGACGCUGCCCGCCCUGCUGCUGCUGUUCAUGGCGGCCUGCAUGGGGGAACUCCUGGAUCCCUGCGGCUACAUCGUCCCCGAGGCUCCGGUCGUGCGGCUCGGCUCUAACUUCACGGCGGUCUGCGUGCUCCGGGAGAAGUGCAUGGACUACUUCCACGUCAACGCCUCCUACAUCUUCUGGAAGACCAACCACGAGACGGUGCCCCGCGCACAGUACACCGUCCUGAACCGCACGGCGGCCAGCGUCACCUUCGCCGACGUCGGCCUGCUCAGCACCCAGCUCACCUGCAACGUCCACGCGUUCGGGCAGAUCGACCAGAACGUGUACGGCGUCCGCGUCCUCUCCGGCCUGCCUCCGGAGAAGCCCACGAACCUGAGCUGCAUUGUGAACGAGGGGAAGAGGAUGACGUGCCAGUGGGACCCGGGGCGGGAAACGCACCUGGACACGAACUUCACCCUCAAGUCCGAAUGGGCCACGGACAAGUUCCCGGACUGUCAGACGAAGCGCGGCAGCCCCACCGUGUGCACCGUGGAGUACCAGACCGUGUACUUCGUCAACAUAGAGGUCUGGGUGGAGGCGCGCAACGCCCUGGGGGCGGCCACGUCCGAGCACAUGAACUUCGACCCCGUGGACAGAGUGAAGCCCGUCCCCCCGUGGAACGUGUCCGUCAGCAGCUCGGAGGAGCUGUCCAGCAUCCUGAAGCUGAGCUGGGUCAACCCCAGCAUCAACAAGUUCAUCACCCUCAAGUACGACAUCCAGUACCGGGCCCGAGGCACCGCAGCCUGGACCCAGGUUCCUCUGGAAGACACGGCGUCCACCCGCUCCUCCUUCACGGUCCAGGACCUGCGGCCCUUCACCGAGUACGUGUUCCGGCUGCGCUGCAUGAAGGAGGACGGCCAGGGCUUCUGGAGCGACUGGAGCGAGGAGGCGCGGGGGACCACCUACGAGGACCGACCAUCCAAGGCCCCGAGCUUCUGGUACAAGGUGGAGCCUGCGCCUGCUCACGGCUCCCGGUCGGUGCAGCUCAUGUGGAAGACCCUGCCUCCAUUUGAAGCCAACGGGAAGAUCUUGGAUUACCAAGUGACUCUCACAAGGUGGAAAUCACGGUCACAAAACUACACGGUCAGGGACACGAAGCUGACGGUGAACCUCACCAGCGAUCGCUACACAGCAACCCUGACCGCCAGGAACCUGGUCGGCACCUCGGAUGCCACCGUGCUCACCAUCCCCGCCUGUGACUUUGCAGCUACUCGCCCCGUGAGGGACCUUAAAGCGUUUCCCAAAGACAACCGGCUGUGGGUGGAGUGGAGCGCCCCCCGCGAGCCUGUGAGCAAGUACAUCCUGGAGUGGUGCGCGCUGUCUGACAAGGCACCCUGCGUCCCCGACUGGCAGCAGGAGGACGGCAGUGUGCACCGCACCCACCUCACAGGGCGCCUGGCCGAGAGCACCUGCUACCUGAUCACCGUCACCCCGGUGUACGGCGACGGGCCGGGGGCCGCCGAGGCCGUGCGGGCGUACCUGAAGCAGGCCGCGCCCUCCUCGGGCCCCGUCGUGCGGACCAAGAAGGUGGGGAAGAACGAGGCCGUGCUGGCGUGGGACCAGCUGCCAGUGGACGAGCAGAACGGCUUCAUCCGGAACUACACCAUCUUCUACAAGACCAGCGCGGGCAACGAGACCGCCGUGAACGUGGACUCCUCCCACACGGAGUACACGCUGUCCUCGCUGACGAGCGACACGCUCUACAUGGUGCGCAUGGCGGCCUACACGGACGAGGGCGGCAAGUACGGCCCCGAGUUCACCUUCACCACCCCCAAGUUCGCCCAGGGGGAGAUCGAGGCCAUCGUGGUGCCCGUCUGCCUGGCCUUCCUGCUGCUCACGCUGCUGGGCGUGCUGCUCUGCUUCAACAAGCGGGACCUGAUUAAGAAGCACAUCUGGCCCAACGUCCCGGACCCGUCCAAGAGCCACAUCGCCCAGUGGUCGCCCCACACGCCGCCCCGGCAUAACUUCAGCUCGAAGGACCAGAUGUUCUCGGACGGCGCGCUCACGGACCUGAGCGUGGUGGAGAUCGAGGCGAGCGACCCGAAGCCGCUCCCGGAGGAGCUGAAGGCGCUGGAGCUGUUCCGGAAGGAGAAGCUGAGCACGGGCGGCCACAGCAGCGGCAUCGGCGGCUCCUCCUGCAUGUCCUCGCGGCAGAGCCUGUCCAGCGGCGACGAGGCGGAGGCGGCGUCCGCGCAGAGCGCCAGCGCCGUGCAGUACUCCACCGUGGUGCACAGCGGCUACCGCCACCAGGUGCCCUCCGUGCAGGUGUUCUCCCGCUCCGAGUCCACGCAGCCCCUGCUCGACUGCGAGGAGCGGCCCGACGAGCUGCCGCCGCCCCGGCAGCAGUACUUCCAGCAGAGCCCCGGCCCGGCCGGCGAGGACCCCGCGGGGCCCGGGCCGCCGCCCGCGUUCCGGGAGGGCCCGGCCGGCGAGGACCCCGCGGGGCCCGGCGAGAGGCUGGAGACGGGUGGGCUGGAGGCCGUGCUCGGCCUGGACGAGGGGCCGCCGAAGAGCUACCUCCCGCAGACGGUGCGGCCCGGCGGCUACAUGCCCCAGUGAGCGCCCGUCCCGCAGGCCGCCGGACAGCCGAGUCUGCGCAGACCCACGGACCCCCUCGCCGCGUGACCACGGCCUUCGGGGGCCCAGGCCCCGAUCCACUCACUACACCCGCCUCCCCGCGGGCUGCCGCGGCCUCGGGGCACGGACCUGUGCCUGGACGCCGGGGCGGACGCACGCUGUGCUGAGGGCCGAGCCGGCCAGCAGCCUCUGCCCCGGAACCGCGCCCGAGCCUUCACAGCACAGACUCACCCGGGACGGCACAGCUGCUGGAGCGGGUUCCGGAGUUGAGCCUGCAAUUGGACAGGCUCCGGCACCUUCCGGCAUCGGCCGCCUGGUGGCUUUCCGAACGCUGCCGUCCCUGCUCACAGCCCCUGCAGCGUCUGACUCGGCGUGCCCAGAGGCACGGGGCCAGCUGUCCGCCCGCACGCCACCCUCACCGCUGAGGGCGAGGCUCCGUGGGAACGCGCUGCCCCUGCAGGUCAUGGCGCAGGCGGUGGCCUCAGCUCAGACAUCCUCCCGCGAGGCGGCUCUGCGCUGGCAGGACUGGGGCAGUCCCGUCCGCUGGCGUGGGAAGCAGCGAAGGGCACGGCCUGCUCUCCCCCCGUCCCCCUCCCCGCCAGCCCCGAGGGGGCACGGCCCGCAGCCACUUCCGUCCCGUCCUCGGGUCAGCGCUGACCACGGCCCCUCCCGCCUCCGCCAGGAGGACGCAGUGGCUGUGUGGGGAGAGGCUGCCCUCCGGGACCUGGGAGACGUGGGCUUGUUUCCCGUCCUUUCACGUGGCAGAACAGGCCGGCCCAGCAGCCGUUCGCGGAGACGGACCAGCUGAGAAAGCAGUGAGCUUCCCGCUGACGGGCACUCCCUCCCUCCGGCGUGCUCCCGGGGAUGUCCAUCGCCGCCACUUCCCGCCCAGGCCUCGGGGCGCCCCGGUGCCGGCUCCCCCGUGGGUGCCCCGGCUUCCGGGAAAUCCUGGCCACCCAUUUCCUCAGCUAACCAGUCCUGUCUGGGGCGCACAGUGAGGACGGGGCCUGGAGGGUGUCGCACAGGAAGGGAGGGUGCGGGCCCGGCUGCCAUAGGGCACCUCAGACCACGACGUGGUCACUGGCAGAGUUCCACUCGGGAAACACGUGUGAUCACUGACUUGGGAUGUGCAUCCUGGCCCCCAGAGAACAAGGGAAGUGCUUGGAGUUGGAUGGCGUGACCGAGGCGUGACCAGGCUGUCUGUGCAUCAUGCGUGUGAUUGUUUCACGCAGGCAGAGGAACCGGCUGGGUUCGUGUCGUGUGUAGUCUAUGCAGAAGGCAUCACGCUUUGAGCAGCUAGGAUCCAGCGGGUGGCACCUGACGUGUGGGGGGCGGGCUGCCCUCACCGGCUCUAGCCCCUCCCAUGGCCUCCGGACGGAGCGGAGCCCCUCACCCAGCCCUCCAGCCCAACCACGGCUCCGCUCCCGCGUCUGUCCCUCCCGCGUAACGCAGCCCUGAGCGCCUGUGGAAACCAGCCCCUGGCAUUGGGCAGCUGAGUCCUUCCCAGCGGGGUCAGCCAGCACGCGGGGCAGCCCAGCACGCGAGCCGCGGAGGGAGAGGCCCGACGGCUCCGUGUGCUCGGUCUGCUCACCGCCGGCCCGCUCGGGUGCCCCUCCCCUCCCCCCUCCCCCUCCCCCGGGAGGGAGCCCUCCAGCCGCCCACGUGCACUUUCAGCUGUCCCUCCUGAAGGCCGCCCGCACGGAGGGCGUCCCGGCGUGGGCGAAGGACUCAGGCCGCCGUUGCUAAGACCCUGCUGGGCGCCAGCCCCUCUCGGGGGCGUUGUGGCCUGUCUGGGAGGGUUGCCUGGCUAAUGAGGACUAUCGGGGUGCAGAAAUGCGAGGCGCAGUGAGAGACGGAGGCCUGUGUUCACAGCGUCUCCUCCCUCGGGUCUGAGGAGGAGCCAGGUGUGCACUGUGUCUCCGUGACGGGAGCCACUCGCUGGGAGUUGUGGUCAGCCUGCUGCCCGGCGAGGCCACUUCUAAACAUCCUUGCACUUUUCUGUGAAUCGAGAGAAGAUGGAGCCACUCAACGGCAAGGUGUCCGGAGAGAGCCCAAAGCAGGGUCCCAGGCCCCCGAGACCUGGGGCCUGGCCCUCCCGCUGGUCCAACAGCCACUGCCCAGACCGUGGGCAGGUGCAGGUGGGGGUGUCUGGGCCACAUGUGGCUUUGGGGUUCAUAUGUCUUUCACGUGCUGCUGGCGUGUGUGCUGCAGUGGUGUGGUGCGGGGGGGCAGUCGUGAUGAAAACGCAGCGAGGCCUGGGGCCACAGGGUGUCCCUUAACCAUGGGCCUUGGCGAGGGAGGACUCGGCGUCCAGGGCUGAUCCACCAGCACCGGGCACCACAGGAGAAGGGGUGUGCUAAGGUCAGUGUCAAAGCCCUUCCAUCUUGACGCGCACGUGUGUGAACAGUGGACGUGGGCGUGCCCUGUCCAGUGCUGCCGUGUGCCCUGCACCGGCCCCGCCCGCCAGGACACCAGCUGCCCCUCCUGGCCGUGGCCAGGGCCCGUGGAGGGUGUUGUCCGUGUUUUUCCUUUGUAGCCAAUUGCAUGUGCUCAUUGUAACCAGCUGUUUUAUGUUGACAUAACUCCACGUGUAUCAUACCAAGCUCUUAUGUAUCACCUGUAACCUUAACCUAUGCAGUAAAUCCUGUUCAGGCU